UUUUUUUUUUAAAGAAGCUAUGGGAGCAGACAUGGCUUUAGUUAGAUCAUGCUGAGCGCUGUGCUCCAAGUGGGCUUUGUGUUUUGGAGUUAGCAGGUUUGCUUUUCAGAGAGCUGUCUGGCCUCAGUGCAAAGAGAGGACUGAAUGGGGCAAGGCUGGAGGCAGAGAAGAGCGGAAAGGAGGUCCUGGCUGCUCGGCCAGCAGAUAGCCUUUCUCAGCAUCGGCCUCUCCCGACUUUACUUGGCCGGCGCCUCGCUCUCGGGAUCUCCCUCCCCCUCCUCCCCGAGGGCCCUGGGCGGAGAGGCGAGGCCAGGCGAGGCGAGGCGAGGGUGGCCCUGCCUGGGUGGUCUCCGGCUCUACCCCCCGCGGCGCCGUUGCCUAGCAGCAGACCCGGGCCGCGCGGAUCUGGGUAAUUUGCGGGCCCCGCAGCCAAUGGGAGAGCGUCGCCCCUGCCCGCUCCCUUUUUCUGGGGCUACAGACGCUCGCCCGGCACUGCGCUCCCACCUCGAGCCGCGCGAGCGCCCAGGGCUGCCGGCUCCGCGGGACUCACUCCGGCCGCGGCCCCCGGUCACUGCCCCCGCGGCGCGCCCGCCCCCGACCCUCUCCCGAGCGGUCCCGCUGAAUCCCCACGCGGCCCCGCGGUACAGGGGGACCAGACCAGCCUAUGGGGGCUCCCAGAUAACGCGGGCUGGGGGCGCCCAGCCCCCCCACUCCCGCCAGCAUGGCUCGGCAGCCACCCCUCGGGGAGCUGCCUCCGGACUACACGCCCCCAGCCGCACCCGCAGCGCCCCAGCGGGCAGCCGGGUGAGCCGGGAGCUGCAGUACACCAAGGAGAAGCUGGGCGAGGAGGCCGCCUACACCUCCCAGAUGCUGAUCCAGACCCCGCGCCGCGAGGGGGAGGACGUCCUCACGCCCGCGGCGCUGCGCCUGCACCUCCAGGCCGCCCUCGCCGCCAGCAAAGUGCAGGUGUCCCUCUUCGGGAAGUCCUGGGAUCUGAACAAAAUCUGCUACAAGUCAGGGGUUCCCCUCAUUGAGAACGGGAUGAUCGAGCGGAUGAUUGAGAAGCUGUUCCCGUGCGUCAUCCUCACCCCCCUCGACUGCUUCUGGGAGGGAGCCAAGCUCCAAGGGGGCUCUGCCUACCUGCCCGGCCGCCCCGACAUCCAAUGGACCAACCUGGACCCCGAGCAGCUGCUGGAGGAGCUGGGCCCCUUCGCCUCCCUCGAGGGCUUCCGGGAGCUGCUGGCCAAGGCCCAGGUGGGCCAGGCCUACGUGGGGCGGCCCUGUCUGAACCCCGACGACCCCCACUGCCCGCCCAGCGCUCCCAACUACCACAGCAGGCAGGCUCCCCCUGUGGCCCAGGAGCUGAGCGGCGGCUGCCACGGGUUCUCCCACAAGUUCAUGCACUGGCAGGAGGAGCUGCUGCUGGGAGGCACGGCCAGGGCCCCCCAAGGACAGCUGCUGAGGGCCGAGGCCCUGCAGAGCACCUUCCUGCUGAUGAGCCCCCGCCAGCUGUACGAGCACUUCCGGGGCGACUACCAGACGCACGACAUCGGCUGGAGCGAGGAGCAGGCGGGCACCGUGCUGCAGGCCUGGCAGCGGCGCUUCGUGCAGCUGGCCCAGGAGGCGCUGCCUGAGAACGCGUCCCAGCAGAUCCACGCCUUCUCCUCCACCACCCUGGACGACAUCCUGCACGCCUUCUCCGAAGUCAGCGCCGCCCGCGUGGCGGGAGGCUACCUGCUCAUGCUGGCCUACGCCUGCGUGACCAUGCUGCGGUGGGACUGUGCGCAGUCGCAGGGCGCCGUGGGCCUCGCCGGGGUGCUGCUGGUGGCCCUGGCCGUGGCCUCCGGCCUCGGGCUCUGCGCCCUGCUGGGCAUCGCCUUCAACGCCGCCACCACCCAGGUGCUGCCCUUCCUGGCGCUGGGCAUCGGCGUGGACGACAUAUUCCUGCUGGCACACGCCUUCGCGGAGGCCCCGCCCGGCACCCCGCUCCAGGAGCGCAUGGGCGAGUGUCUGCUCCGCGCAGGCCCCAGCGUCGCACUCACCUCCAUCAACAACAUGGUGGCCUUCUUCAUGGCCGCCCUGGUGCCCAUCCCCGCGCUGCGGGCCUUCUCCCUGCAGGCGGCCGUCGUGGUCGCAUGCAACUUUGCCGCCGUGAUGCUGGUCUUCCCAGCCAUCCUCAGCCUGGACCUGCACCGGCGCCACUGCCAGCGCCUCGACGUGCUCUGCUGCUUCUCGAGCCCCUGCUCCGCGCGGGUGAUCCAGAUUCUGCCCCAGGAGCUGGCGGACAGGAUGGUCCCAGUGGGCAUUGCCCACCUGACCGCCACCGUCCACGCCUUCGCCCACUGUGAGGCCGGCAGCCAGCACGUGGUCACCAGCCUGCCUCCCCAAGCCCACCUGGUGCCUGCGCCUUCCGACCCGCUGAGCGCUGAGCUGUUCAGCCCGGGAGGGUCCACACGGGACCUCCUGGGCCAGGAGGAGGGGACAGGGCAGAAGGCGGCCUACAGGUCUCUGCCCUGUGCCCGCUGGACUCUUGCCCACUUUGCCCGCCAUCGGUUUGCACCCUUGCUGCUCCAGUCACAGGCCAAGGCUGCGGUGCUGGUCCUCUUUGGGGCUCUCCUGGGCCUGAGCCUGUACGGAGCGACCCUGGUGCAGGACGGGCUGGCCCUGACCGACGUGGUGCCCCGGGGCACCAAGGAGCACGCCUUCCUGAGCACCCAGCUCAGGUACUUCUCCCUGUACGAGGUGGCCCUGGUGACCCAGGGAGGCUUCGACUACGCCCACUCCCAACGCGCCCUCUUUGGUCUGCACCAGCGCUUCAGCUCCCUCAAGGCCGUGCUGCCCCCGCCCGCCGCCCAGGCGCCGCGCACCUGGCUGCACUAUUACCGCGACUGGCUGCAGGGCAUCCAGGCUGCGUUUGACCAGGACUGGGCUUCUGGCCGCAUCACCCGCCACUCGUACCGCAACGGCUCCGAGGACGGGGCGCUGGCCUACAAGCUGCUGGUCCAGACGGGGGACGCCCGGGAGCCUCUGGACUUCAGCCAGCUGGGCGCCAGGAGGCUGGUGGACGAGGAGGGGCUGAUCCCGCCCGAGCUCUUCUACGUGGGGCUGACCGUGUGGGCGAGCAGCGACCCCCUGGGCCUGGCCGCCUCGCAGGCCAACUUCUACCCCCCGCCCCCCGAGUGGCUGCACGACAAGUACGACACCACCGGGGAGAACCUGCGCAUCCCGGCGGCCCAGCCCCUGGAGUUUGCCCAGUUCCCCUUCCUGCUGCGCGGCCUCCAGAAGACGGAGGACUUCGUGGAGGCGAUCGAGGGAGCCCGGGCAGCGUGCGCCGAGGCGGGCCGGGCCGGGGUGCGCGCCUACCCCAGCGGCUCUCCCUUCCUCUUCUGGGAGCAGUACCUGGGCCUGCGGCGCUGCUUCCUGCUGGCCGUCUGCAUCCUGCUGGUGUGCACCUUCCUCGUCUGUGCCCUGCUGCUGCUCAACCCCUGGACCGCCGGCCUCAUCGUGCUGGUCCUGGCGGUGAUGACCGUGGAGCUCUUCGGCAUCAUGGGCUUCCUGGGCAUCAAGCUGAGCGCCAUCCCCGUGGUGAUCCUCGUGGCCUCCGUGGGCAUCGGUGUGGAGUUCACGGUCCACGUGGCUCUGGGCUUCCUGGCCACCCAGGGCAGCCGGAACCUGCGGGCCGCCCGGGCCCUGGAGCACACGUUUGCCCCCGUGACCGACGGGGCCGUCUCCACGUUGCUGGGUCUGCUCAUGCUUGCCGGUUCCAACUUCGACUUCAUCGUAAGGUACUUCUUCGUGGUGCUGACGGUGCUCACGCUCCUGGGCCUCCUCCAUGGGCUGGUGCUGCUGCCUGUGCUGCUGUCCAUCCUGGGCCCCCCACCCGAGGUGGUCCAGCUGUACAAGGAGAGCCCCCAGGCCCGGAAUCCCCCCGCCCCCCGAGCAGGAGGGCUGAGGUGGGGGCCGUCGCCCGCCCUGCCCCAGAGCUUCGCCAGAGUGACGACCUCCAUGACCGUGGCCCUGCACCCACCCCCUCUGCCUGGCGCCUACAUCCACCCCGGCUCUGAUGACCCUCCCUGGCCCCCGGCCGCCACUCCAGCUGCCGGCGGCUCCAGCACCCUCCCCGCCAGGGGACCGUGUGCGGCCACAGAGUGAACGCGCAGCUGACUGGGCCAAGUGAAGUCACUGGAAAGCAGUGGGUGGUUCCUGAGUGCGGGGCGGGCUCCCGCAGAGCCUGCUGCUGCUGCUGCUGCUGCCCGCCCGCCCCCCUCCCGACUCCGCCAUCACAGCCCUCCCUGAUGUCUGAACAGAACCAGCACCCUCAGGGCUGGGAGCAGCCUUCCACUCUGGGUCCUGUGUGCCUGUCCCUCUGUCCAGGCAGGAGUAAAACCAGCACCCCACCCUGCGGCCCCCAGCAGACCAGCCUGAGGGGCCCUCCAGCCCCCUUUGCCAGCCCUGGCCCCCACUGCCUGUGACUCCUGGGUAGGCUCUCUGUAUCCCUGCCUACCUCCUACCACAUAAAUUAUUUAUAUGAAGAUGUUUAUUUUUGUACUUUGUACAGAUGUUAGCUAUGCUGAAAGGUUUAUUUUUAAAGAGUGAAAUAUAUUCUAUGUGAACUCA
Messenger RNA from Pipistrellus kuhlii (Kuhl's pipistrelle), 4617 nucleotides. RefSeq names its product patched 2 (gene PTCH2). Gene Ontology annotation, biological process: smoothened signaling pathway. The record is from RefSeq and is a predicted model, not a curated record. Gene Ontology annotation, cellular component: plasma membrane. Gene Ontology annotation, molecular function: hedgehog receptor activity; smoothened binding; hedgehog family protein binding. Lineage: Eukaryota; Metazoa; Chordata; Mammalia; Chiroptera; Vespertilionidae. The coding region runs from base 145 to 4152 and encodes 1335 amino acids. The transcript has 21 exons.